Molecule: messenger RNA, 3876 nt
Organism: Sapajus apella (tufted capuchin)
Lineage: Eukaryota; Metazoa; Chordata; Mammalia; Primates; Cebidae
Gene: IFITM10
Product: interferon induced transmembrane protein 10
Exons: 2
Cellular component (GO): plasma membrane
Source: RefSeq, a predicted model, not a curated record
UGGCCUCGCUCUGCCGGUUGGCGGCCGAAGCAGCGGCGCUGUGGGUCCGGCGCCCGCCCGUGCGGAGCUGUUUGGGGUACCAGGGCGUGCGCUGUUUUGCAAGUGUCAGUCCCAGCGUCGGUGUGCUUCUGAGGGGGGGUGCUGGUGUGCGUGUCAGUGGGUGAGUGUUUGUGCGCAGAUGGCAAAGGGAUGAAAGCCCCAGGUCCCUGCCAAGGCUGCUGCGAAGGGCUUUGGCAUCGUCAGUGGCCGCCGCUGCCCGGGGCGGGUGGGGGAGGCAGGUGGCAGGCUAGCAGCUGGUGGCCCCCGCAGGGAUUUCCGUCUCUACUGGGGCUGUUCUCGGGGCUGCCGGGCGUGAGGGUAGGUGCUGGCCGGUGGGCCAGGCCCAGCUCGUUCUCACUCGCUCCUUCCCUCCAGGCCCAGGGCCCCGGCUAGUGCCCAGCCCCGCUGGGAGCCCCGGCCAGCACCACGGACGGCGCCCAGGAAGCCCGAGUCCCCCUGGACGGGGCCUUCUGGAUUCCGAGGCCCCCCGCAGGUUCGCCCAAGGGCUGCUUCGCUUGCGUGUCCAAGCCUCCCGCCCUUCAGGCUCCAGCGGCCCCUGCCCCUGAGCCCUCUGCCUCUCCCCCGAUGGCGCCCACACUGUUCCCCAUGGAGUCCAAGAGCAGCAAGACCGACAGCGUUCGGGCUGCCGGAGCUCCCCCGGCCUGCAAGCACCUUGCCGAGAAGAAGACGAUGACCAACCCCACUACCGUCAUCGAGGUCUACCCGGACACCACCGAGGUGAACGACUAUUACCUGUGGUCCAUCUUCAACUUCGUCUACCUCAACUUCUGCUGCCUGGGCUUCAUCGCCUUGGCCUACUCUCUCAAAGUGCGAGACAAGAAGCUUCUCAAUGACCUGAAUGGAGCCGUGGAGGAUGCAAAGACCGCCCGGCUGUUCAACAUCACCAGCUCUGCCCUGGCAGCCUCCUGCAUCAUCCUCAUCUUCAUCUUCCUGCGGUACCCCCUCACCGACUACUAAGGGCCACCAGGCACGGCCACUGGUGGACACGAGCACUGAGAUGUGUUUAUUUUCAUGGCCCUUAAAUUCAGGAUCCCAUGAAGUGGGGGUGGGGCAGGGAUUCUAGUCCUGGGUCCUUGAGCUGUGAACCAUGCAGGAAGGCUGUCAGAAGCUGAGUACGGCAAGGAGGCAGUGAGCUUGGCCCUCAGCCCACCCCCUCUGCCUCCUGGCCUCCACCCUGCCUGUGUCUGGGGACUGGGGGCUUCUCCCCACGCUGCUGCACCCCAGCUUCCAGUGGCUCUGUCCCUGCCCUCAUGUGCCCCUUCCCAGGCUCCUGGGGCCCCAUGGACCUGAUACCCAGCAGGAAGGGCUUAGGCAAAAGUGUCCCAGGAUGGGAGGGCUGCCAGCAUCUGAGGACACACUCUGUGCUCCCUGACCCCACCUCCUCCACGCUGUGACCCUGCUCAAAGCCCUUGUAUCUGUGAACUUUCAAUGAAAUACCCAUGCCGCUCCAGCCCAGCCUUCCACUGCGUGUCCUCAGCAGGGGCUGGAAAAGUCUGGAAGCUUUGUGAGCUUCCUUCAGGGACUGCCUGGUGGUCGGGGCCCCUGGUUCUGUGUCACAGCUGACAGCAGGAGACAGUUUGCCCCAUCACAGCUUUGCCAAGCAGUAAAUGGGGGGCAUUUGGUGGAGGUACCCCAAACUCGAGUCCCUUAGAGGGUCAGGCAGCCUUCUGGGGGGAUGGAAAGGGGUGGGGCACAGCCUCAGCUAUGCAUGUUGGCCAAAUCAGAGCAGAGGAAACCACAGAUUCACUCAGAAGGAAGCAGCAGGCAGUGACGACAGACCCCUGGCCAACUCCUGUCCCUCCUGGAGGGCUCUGGGACCUGGGCAGGCCCCUUUACCUCUCUUGUGCCCAUCUCCUUAGCUGUAAAAUCGGAAAAUGGCCUUUCACUUCUACAAUCACUGUGAAAAUCAACUGAAGAUGCCGUUCAAAAGCCGAGGCCGGUGCCCUGCCGGCCUGCAGCGUGUACAGUCCUCCAUGUGGGACGCGGGACGCAGGGAAGCGCUCUGGCCCCUGGGAGCUCGGGCCCAGUGGUGGGGGUGCCAGUCAGCCCUAAAGACAAGUGCGAUGAGUGUGCACUAGGAAGAGCUCAGGGCGUCCAGGCGCACGGAGGAGGUGGGAGGUGAAGAUGGAGAAUAAGCCGAGGCAGCCACCGUGCAGAGCCUGGUGGCCUGGGGGCCCAGCUGGUCUGGGAAACCGCAGGAAAUUCUGCAGCUCAGGUGCACAACGGGAAGGCAGGCGGCCUUUCCCAGGGAAGGGGCAUGGCCGUGUGCUUCGUGUUUUGGGAAGAUGGUGCCCUCUGGGGCAGCUAGGCCAACCUGGAGGGGAUCCCAGUGGACAGAGGCGGAUGCAGGUGGAGGGAGCUGAGCCAGGGCUGGGGCCAGUGGCAGAAGGCCGGACAGCAGGCAUCUGGCAGCUGCGCGGUGGGGCUGACUGGUUUGGGAGGUAAGGUGGGGGAGAAGCCCAAAGGGUUCCUGUGCCUUGACUCGGACAGCCCAGUGGGUAGAGAGGGCUGUGUACCAAGAGCAGGGAACCAGGGAGACGUUGACUUUGAGACAAGCAGGGAGGGGAAGAGCCUUCUGGGCUGGAGGUGUGGGGUACCUUGGAAGGGAGGCCCUGGAGCUAGCAGCAGACGCGACAGCCUCAGGGGUCAGGGCACAGCCGUGGCAGGAGUGCAGUGAGCAAGACUCCGGUCACAGUUCUGACCCAGAAACCUGCAAAGGAAGGGAGGGUGGCCAGCAUCAGCCCUCAGUCCUGGGCUGCCGCUCAGGCGGAAGUGGGGGAAAUGCUCAGAGAAGAGGGGAGGGGAGUGUGUGACCUCAAAACAGGAGCGCAUGGGGGUCAGGGUCAGGAGAGGAUACGGGGUGGGGACCAUGUGGGGCCCUUGGGCACUGACCCUUGACCCCAGGCAGUGGUGGGAUGGGAGGGCAGGAGGCGGCGGGCCGUGAGACUGCUGCCCAGCUGCCUAGUGCUGUCCCUGCGCCUCUCGGAGGGUGGUGGGAGAAGGGCCAAGGGCGGCUGCGUGCCUCACCAAGCCUGUGGCAGCCUGGCUGUGGCACUUCGGAUGCUUGCACCAUUAGACCCAGAGGCUUCCUGGACAAGUCUGGGCUGGAAGAUGACGGCAGAGGCUGCAGGGCCUGGGAAGAGGGUUCUGGCUUCUAGAUCCCAGGCCACGUAGGGGAGACCGGGGUCCUGAGACAUGAGGUCAGCUGAGGCCCACCCCAGUGUCCAGGCUUCUUCCCCGUUAUGCCCGGGAGGGAAGAAAGUAGAGGGGCAAGUGCCUUCUCUGCCUAUUUCCCUUAAGCCUUCGAUGCCAGGGCUGGUGUGCCUGGGACCGGGCCAGGAGGAGGCACACCUACGCUGGGGAAGGCCUCAGCCAGCUUUUCCCUGGGAUGUGCCUGCGCCUGGCUGAAGCUUUCUGAGUUCAUGCGGGGAAAUGGAAUAACCACUUUCCAGCCAGUAAAGCCACCCCUAGCUCUUGGAAUGUUUGUAUCCAACCCCGGGCAACGCAGGGCUACAGAGGCCCCCGGCUUCCACACCUGGGGACCGGGAGAGGGCUGGAGCUCGUACGGCGGGCGUCCACGGUGAGGUGGGGCCGCCGCAGCAGGUGCAUUCUCACCCUCAGCAGGCAGGCAAGCAGGCAGCGGCUCCGGCACUGGGCUCCGGCUUCGAAGUCUGUGUCUUUGCCUGUCCGUGCUCAUCGCUGACCUGCUGGCGCUCCCUGCCCACUGCAUUCCUCCCACCUCAUUUUUAUGUGGUUUUGCACAGUACCUGGCAAGCAUCUGACAUUCAAUAAACAUUGUAAGAAUGAAAGAAUGAA